Messenger RNA from Penicillium vulpinum, 1764 nucleotides. RefSeq lists its product as uncharacterized. The record is from RefSeq and is a predicted model, not a curated record. Lineage: Eukaryota; Fungi; Ascomycota; Eurotiomycetes; Eurotiales; Aspergillaceae. The transcript is spliced from 4 exons. The coding region runs from base 1 to 1764 and encodes 587 amino acids.
AUGUUUACUGGCACUGGCCCAAACACGCGGUCAAUUCUUACGAUCCCUCGCCGCUUGGUGGUGAAAGACCAAACUACCAAUCAGUGGGCUCCCGAGGAGACUAAGCACCUUCGUGAUAAAACGACGAACAUGCUGCAACCCUAUAUUUUCCUGAGUUUUUCGCGGGCCAAUUAUUUUGGCAAAACAAAUGAGGAAUUACGAAAGAUGCUCUAUAAAGUGGCGGAACGCAUGCUUCAGUACGAGAACCUUCAUAGAGACCCGCAGGACCCUCCGCUAGAAGCAUUUUGGGUAGAUUUCCAUUGCGUCUCGGGCGAUAAGAGUAUACCAGCUGGUUUGGUCCAAUCAGAAUGUACUCGAGAUGUCAACACGAUUUGCGAUGCAGUCCGUUGUGCGAAGCGAGUAUAUAUAAUUCUCCCCAGCGAAAGUGGAAAUGACAAAGAGAUAUGGGGCAAACGGAUAUGGACAUUUCCGGAAGUCCUCCUCGCUGCGAACAAAAUCCGAUACUGCUUCACCCAUUCUUCUUCUAUGGCUUCGUUCACGCCGCAUGAACGUAAGCAAGAUGAUCAGGAAUUGAAACACGAAGACGCCAUAAGCUACCUCGUCAAGCAUUAUACCAACAGCCUUCAGCUGAGCGAGUUGCAAUUGAUCACUUUCGCUGUCCAAGCCAUGGCGACACAGACAACUAGCAUUGACAUCAAGGGGUACACGACCAAGGAUAUGGCCUACGCUGCGAUGGGGCUUUUGUCAUAUCGGCUUAUCCCCAAUGAUUCCGAUAACGUCUUCCAGGCCAUUGCGCGACUAUUCAUUAUUAACGAUAGCAAUCAACUGCUUGAGCGUCUCCUUUGUCUGUCGCUGUUCCCGGAGAAGCCCCCAGUGGAGACACCGUCUGGAUCGGGCUCAACUGGAAAUGAGACGAUUCUUUGCAACAUCGCAGAUGAAGAUCAAUACUGUACUCAUCUUUGGGACAUCAAACCGCUCUGUGAUGUGGUUGGUAUUGGCGACGAUCUAUACGAGCCCACCGUCAUCGAGAAACCCAACACUGUGGAUGCGACCAUUACAGUGGAUAUUACCACUCAACUGAAUGUGAUAUCCAUCGCGAACACGCUUCUGGAAUAUUAUCUACUUGCUAUUGCUCUGUACUUUGGGGUCGCCUGGAUCAUAUCCUUGUUCAGUCCUUGGGCAGUACGAAAGCUCUGCAGCAAUAGAGAUAUGGAAUCCCCCAAUCAUCUUGUCGGAUUCGAAGGCACGAUGCGAUUGCGUGAACUCGAGAAAAUUAUUUACGGUAAUUUCAAUAAUCGCCUAUCGCAUGCGGCCUCAUCGACUGUCUUCUCUCGGACACUCCGAGACACUGAGCUUCGAAUGAGCAGAGAACCCAAUGAACCGGAACGCGGUGAACCCAGCUAUUGGGAGACUGAGGUCAAAAAACUUGGUCUCCCUAACACGCACCGUAUCUUCACUCUUGUGAACACAGGCAAUAUGACUGUGUCAGUGAUUUCCGCCGAGCGACCACCUGUCGUGGCCUUGUUGUGCGGGCGGGAGGGCGGCAUGCUCCGGGUAUUGCUGUGCAGCUGGCGCUUUGAAAAUAACUGCUUGUGUCGUCAGGGUGUUAUUCGCAUGCGCAGCUCUCUUGAAGAGCAGGCUACACGUAAUGACUGGUUGAAGAUCAGCUUGGCAAGCCAAGGCGAUGUCAACCAUACCCGAGUAAGCGAAAAAGCCAAAGAGAGGCAGGCCCCUACCUCCUACCCUUCUCCUCCUCGGCUUUAG